Camelus dromedarius (Arabian camel) is the source of this 2428-nucleotide messenger RNA. RefSeq names its product DEAD-box helicase 59 (gene DDX59). NCBI's taxonomy places the organism in Eukaryota, Metazoa, Chordata, Mammalia, Artiodactyla, Camelidae. The transcript is spliced from 8 exons. Bases 311 to 2173 code for a protein of 620 amino acids. The record is from RefSeq and is a predicted model, not a curated record. Gene Ontology annotation, molecular function: RNA binding; RNA helicase activity; ATP binding.
UCACAUUUUUUUUGGAUUUUUUUCUGAAAAACGGACUCUGACGAUAUAUCCUAAGAAAUUUUUUUGAGAGUAAUGUUUAUUAGUGUAUUUGGCAGGCCUCAAAUUAGGUUUAAGGCCUGUUUCCCAAUUACCAUCGUUUACGGAAGCCUGUUUUCGGUGUGAAUGGAAAGAGCUGUGGCUGCGAGGCCGCCCUGGAGCUGGGGCGCCAGUUCCGUCCAGUCACUUGGCCUCCAGGUGCAGAGUCCUCCCCAGAACUGAGUCCGCCGUGUGACGCCCAGUAACAUAAGCGGACCGCGCGCAGUGUUGAAGGAUGUUUGUUCCAAGAUCCCUGAAAGUCAGGAGGAGCGCUAAUGAUGACGGCAGAAGUUGCGCAGCCAAGAAAAUUAAAGCCGAAGCCGAAGCCGCUGGACUGGAUGCAGGCGGAGACGGUCCGGCCGACGCCCCAGGCACCGAAGGGGCCGCACCGCUAGCCUCUCAGGGCCCAGAGCCGGGCCCUCUCCCGGGCCCCGCGGGCCUGGCGGCCGACGUGGCUUUGGCGGGACCUGAGCGGGGUGUGAGGGACAGCGAUCUCCCCGAGGAGCCCGUGAAGUCCUUCUCCAAAACCCAGCGCUGGGCGCAGCCGGGGGAGCCGGUGUGCGUCGUGUGCGGCCGGUUCGGAGAGUACGUCUGCGACACGACAGACGAGGACGUGUGUAGCCUGGAGUGUAAGGCCAGGCACCUGCUGCAGGUUGAGGGGCGGGCAGGGCAGGCGGAGCCCAGCGGUCCGCAGGAAGCGGGUUCUGAGCCGGCGGCUCCGUGUCCGGCCGCUUUCGUCUACACCGAGCACGCCUUCAUCUCCAGUCUCCGGGAGGACCAGAUUGAAAACCUUCGAGGGCAGCUGGGAAUCGUAGUUCAAGGGCAAGGCGUCGCCAGGCCCGUGGUUGACUUCGAGCAUUGCGGCUUCCCCGAGGCCUUGAACCACAACUUGAAGGCCUCAGGCUACGAGGUCCCGACGCCCAUCCAGAUGCAGAUGAUUCCCGUGGGACUUCUGGGCCGAGAUAUCCUGGCCAGCGCCGACACCGGCUCCGGGAAGACGGCUGCCUUCCUUCUUCCUGUGAUCCUCCGAGCUCUAUUCCAGAGCCAGGCCCCGUCCGCGCUGGUCCUCACCCCCACGAGGGAGCUCGCCAUCCAGAUCGAGCGCCAGGCCAAGGAGCUGAUGCGCGGGCUGCCGGGCAUGAGGACCGUGCUGCUCGUGGGGGGCUUGCCUGCCCCGCCUCAGUGCCAUCGCCUGCGCCAGCGCGUCCAGGUUAUCAUAGCAACUCCCGGGCGACUUCUGGAUAUAAUAAAGCAGAGCUCUGUGGAACUUGGCAGUGUGAAGAUCGUCGUGGUAGAUGAAGCCGAUACUAUGUUAAAGAUGGGCUUCCAGCAGCAAGUGUUUGACAUCUUGGAAAAUGUUCCUCAUGACUGUCAGACCGUCCUGGUGUCGGCUACGAUUCCCGCCAGCAUCGAGCAGCUGGCCGGCCAGCUUCUGCAUGACCCCGUGAGAAUUGUCGCUGGGGAGAAGAACCUGCCCUGCGCCAGCGUGCGCCAGAUUGUUCUGUGGGUGGAAGACCCCGCCAAAAAGAAGAAACUAUUCGAAAUCUUAAACGAUAAGAAGCUCUUCAAGCCUCCAGUGCUGGUGUUUGUGGACUGCAAGCUGGGAGCAGAUCUGCUGAGCGAGGCAGUUGAGAAAAUCACAGGCCUAAGAAGCACGUCUGUGCACUCGGAGAAGUCACAGACAGAAAGGAGACACGUGCUGAAGGGGCUACUUGAAGGAGACUAUGAAGUUGUAGUGAGCACGGGGGUCCUGGGAAGAGGCCUGGACCUGGUCAGCGUCAAGCUGGUCGUCAACUUCGACAUGCCGUCGAGUAUGGAUGAGUAUGUGCACCAGAUUGGAAGAGUGGGGAGAUUAGGUCAGAACGGAACAGCCAUUACUUUCAUCAACAACAGCUCGAAAAGGCUCUUCUGGGACGUUGCGAAGCGCGUGGGGCCCACGGGCUCCCUGCUCCCCCCACAGCUGCUGAAUUCGCCUUACCUUCACGAGCAGAAGAGGAAGGAACAGCAGAGAGACAGACGAACUCAGAGUGAUCUGGUCACAGGAGCUAAUCUCAUGGACAUUAUUAGAAAACAUGAUAAGAGUAAUUCUCAAAGAUGAUUUGUUGUCCCACUUUGAAUAGUUUUUAUUGUGUCUUGUCAGUGAAAUGUCUGUGCAGUAUUGCCGUUUGGUUUCAAUAAAUGAGACAUGUACAGGAAGCAAAAAAUUAACAUGAUUUAAAAAUUUUAAUAGACUGUCAACUUAUACGGAAAUGUUGUAUUUAUUUUCCUGUUUAAUUUUCAGAAAUUAAAAACAGCGAACAGCGUCAGAAAGUGAAUUACUAAAUAAAAUUAAAAAUUAUUCUCUCUGGAAAAA